GAGACGCGAAUAGAACAAGGACCGGCAGCUCGCCUCCGGGGUUUACGUCCCGGCAUCUAGAAGACAUGGGCUUCGCGCGUCGUUUUUUGCACGGUGCAGAACGGUGAAGAGGCCGACAAUAUCAACGCCCCGCCAUGGCUGCCGGAGUUACAAUCUUGCUGUUCGUUGUCGCCGCAGGCCUCACCCGCAACACUCUGGCCUUUCCCGAAGUCAUCAAAAUAGUCGGCUUGUUCACUCCCGCGGAGCAGCUGCUGGAAACCACACUAAAGUACGCAGUGGACCACGUCAACACGGAUGUUGCCCUACUGCCCAACUCCAGGCUAUCCGUCCAGACCGAAAUGCUUCGGCAAGACAAUGCGCUUGAUACGUACAAUAAAGUUUGCAGCAGAAUCGAAGAGGGCGCGGUGAUCGUAUUUGGGCCGAGCACGACGGCGGAGAACUCGCUGGUGUCGUCCAUCUGCGCGGCCAUGCACGUGCCGCACCUCCAGACUACAUGGCACCAGGACCUGGACGUGCGGCCCUUCUCGCUCGGGCUCGUGCCUGGACCCGAGCUGCUGGGAAAGGCGUUCAGAGAAUUCGUCGACCGCAUGGGCUGGCUCUUCUUCGCCUACGUUUACGAGGGCGACCAAGCUCUGGUGCGACUCCAGGAGAUGGAGCGGCACGAGGACAUCAUGGGCCGCAAGGUGCUCGCCUUCGACCUGGGCGCCGUCGGGCAGCCGGCGGACCGCCGCAGAAGGAGGCAGACUGACGCCGGGGAAGACGACGCCAUCCAGGAGCCCAAGACCGUCUGGGACGAGAUCAAGGAGUCCGGCUACAGGAACUUCAUCAUCGACCUGCCGCAAGACCGCAUCGCUGGCGUCCUACAGGAGGCCAAGGACGCUGGCCUGAUGACUGAGCUUCACAACUUUCUUAUCACUACCCUGGACUUCCACGUGGUGAACACCAAAGAUCUAAGAAAUGAAGACGCUCGAAUUUAUAGCUUCCGUUUGCUUCACCUCGAGGACGACGACUUCGCGCUGAUGAGCAGGAGACUUGUCAAGUAUCAUCCGGACCUCACCACCAAAUCGGAAGAGAAAGAGACGGAGGUGGGUCUAAUCUACGACGCGAUCCACGUCCUGGCUGAGGUGCUGCACAACGCUUCCAAAGACGGCGCCGACUUCAAGUUCAACGCCGUGGAAUGCGACAACGGCACCUUUCUGGAGGACGGCCAAAAGCUCCUGGACACCUUCAAAGGGACGACGUAUGACGGUUUCACGGGGGAAAUUCAAUUUGAUGAGGACGGCAUGAGAGAGGUGGACAGCUUGACCCUGUGGCAGUUACACAAAGGGCGCUCUGAACAUGUAGCCACGUGGAGCCCCGAGAAGGGUCUGGACUUUGUGCACGACCCCCACGAUGACGACGGGGUGCCCGGCAGUGAAGACGUGGACGACACCAUUGACGAGAACUCCCUAGAGAAUAGGACCAUCAUCGUGACCACGGUUGUGUCUCCGCCAUUCGUGAUGCUCAAGGACGGCUCGGAGCAGUACGAGGGUAACCAGCGGUUCGAGGGCUUCUGCGUGUCCCUGCUGGACAAGCUGGCCGAGGUGCUGCACUUUGACUACAAACUCCAGCUGGUCAAGCCUGAGAAGUUCGGCUACGAGGUGUCUCCGGGACGCUGGACCGGACUCAUCGGAGAACUCGUAGAGGGCAAAGUGGAUAUGGCGGCGGCGCCGCUCACGAUGACGUCCAAGCGCAGCACGGUGGUGGAGUUCACGGUGCCCUUCAUGACUCUGGGCAUCGGGCUGAUGGCGAGCCGGCAGGACGAGACCUUGGUGCACAGCUUCCUGAGCCCGUUCAGCGCCGCCACCUGGUGCUACCUUGUGCUGAGCCUGCUGGCCGCCAUGGCGCUGCUCACGCUGAUUGGGCGCCUGUCGCCCUUCGAGUGGGACCAGGUCUCCGAGACUCGGGUUGACAGCGAAUACACGCUGGGCAACGCCUUCUGGUUCCUCUUCAGCGGCUUCACCUUCCAGAGGGUCACCAUCACGCCUAGGGCCCCUUCGACGGUGGUGGCGUUUAUUUCCUGGUGGAUCUUCUCCCUGAUUGUGAUGGUGGCGUACGCGUCUGUCCUCGGCGAGUUCAUCAUCCGUUACAGAGACCGGCCCACCCUCAACAGCGUCGACGACCUGCUCAAACAGAAGGACAUCAAGUACGGCACUUAUAGGCGGGGAUCCACCCAGAGCUUCUUCCAGAAAUCGACCUUCCCGAAAUACAUGGAGCUGUGGCAGGGCAUGCAGAGCCAAGGAGACGAGGCCUUCGUGGACAACUACUACGAGGGCAUCGAACGCGUCAUCGGCGGAAACUACGCCAUGUUCCUCGAGUCGCCCGUCCUGGAAUACCUCGAGAACCGUUACUGCGAGAUCGAGCAAGUGGGCGAUAUCAUGGGCUCCGGAGGAUACGCCCUGGCACUGCCCAAGGGGAGCCCGUACCAGUCCGAGCUGUCGGCGGCCAUCACGCGACUCAAGUUUGACGGGACGCUCCAGCUGCUGCGGCAGUACUGGUGGGAGGACCACAACGUUGCCAACUGCCCGCCGGAGGAGCACGUGUACCGGCCGACGCCGUUCACGGUCCGCUUCGGACGCCUCAGCCUCGUCUUCAUCUUCCUGCUCCUGGGACUGCUCAUCACCAUGGUCAUCAUGCUGGUCAUCUUCGUGCGCGGCCACAGCAAGAGGGACGUCACGGCCGAGUCCAUGAGCACCAUCUGGAACACCCUUCUGGAGGAACUGCGGUCUGCCAUGAUGUGCCGCAAGGAGAGGAAGCCCCAAGAAGCCACCAAAGACGGAGAGAUCACCCCAACUUCUCCACCUCCUGUGACAGUGUCCCCAGCCUGACGAAGUAGACUUCAAAUGUGAUAGAGACACGAGUGAUGCCCUACCACAAGAUGGGGAAAGAAGCCCGGUGUUUUUCAGCAUUCAGCAACCUUGAGAAAAAGUCCCUGCGUGUUUCUGAUCUGUGCAUUUCUUCGGUGUGCCCUUCACAUGAAUAUGAGCGUGGCGGCGAUACUUUGUGUUCGUAACAAUACCAGCAAUGUCUAAAAUAUGGAGUUUGUCGCAGCAUACAAUUGGAAAGCUAUUAAUAGAAGUCGUUUGUAAAUGUGCAACAAUAUUCAAUAAAGAUCUCGGGGUGAUUGCGUGA
Molecule: messenger RNA, 3171 nt
Organism: Ixodes scapularis (black-legged tick)
Lineage: Eukaryota; Metazoa; Arthropoda; Arachnida; Ixodida; Ixodidae
Product: glutamate receptor ionotropic, kainate 2
Exons: 15
Coding region: 135-2867 (910 amino acids)
Biological process (GO): modulation of chemical synaptic transmission; synaptic transmission, glutamatergic
Cellular component (GO): plasma membrane; postsynaptic membrane
Molecular function (GO): transmitter-gated monoatomic ion channel activity involved in regulation of postsynaptic membrane potential; glutamate-gated receptor activity
Source: RefSeq, a predicted model, not a curated record